Hemicordylus capensis (graceful crag lizard) is the source of this 750-nucleotide messenger RNA. Its product is annotated as C-type lectin BpLec-like. The transcript has 7 exons. Gene Ontology annotation, molecular function: signaling receptor activity. NCBI's taxonomy places the organism in Eukaryota, Metazoa, Chordata, Lepidosauria, Squamata, Cordylidae. Bases 57 to 584 code for a protein of 175 amino acids. The record is from RefSeq and is a predicted model, not a curated record.
UUCGCGUCAGGCCAGGCAAGCCAAGCAGAGACAGACAGACGGUCAAGUGCAGAAGAAUGGGGCCAAUCUCUCCCUUCUAUUCCCCCCUUUUUGGCCUCCUGGUCUUCAGCUGCUUCCUGCAAGCAGACGCAGCAGUAACAGUGUGUCCUGAAGGCUGGAUGUCCUACGAGCGCAAUUGCUAUCAAGUAUUUGCUAAUGCAUUGAGCUGGAAUGAUGCAGAGACAGAGUGCCAGGCCAUCAACCCAAGCAGCCAUCUUGCCUCUAUCCUUAGUCAGCAAGAAAUGAACACGGUAGCCAAACACAUCUCCUCGACCCAUGGGAAUGUGGGUUAUGUCUGGAUUGGCCUCUUUGAUCCCGCCGGUCAUGCUUCUAAGCACAAGGGGAAAAGAAAACGGCAAACAGCAAACAGACGAUGGAAGUGGACAGAUUCCUCGGCCGUCCUUUUUCUUUCUUGGGCACCUGGGCAACCCGACAACAGUGAUAAAAGGGAGUAUUGUGCUGCCUUACUACAUCAAGAUUACACAAAAUGGAGGGAUGACAUUUGUGAAGCGAAGCAUCCCUACCUGUGCAGGUUUCCUUUGUGAAGUCAGCCAGUCAUCAGGGCUUCGACAUGGUCACGACCUGGGGCAAUGGGACUACUCAACCCGAGGAUCCUUCCUUCCAGGGGAUUCCCACUUCCUUCCAUCUAUUACUCCAGUGCCCCAGCCCCAUGGAGUGGCUAUGGGUCAUGCUUUCUCUUUUCUGUGCUGU